Alternaria alternata is the source of this 3098-nucleotide messenger RNA. RefSeq lists its product as hypothetical. The transcript is spliced from 5 exons. The coding region runs from base 122 to 2950 and encodes 942 amino acids. Gene Ontology annotation, molecular function: ADP binding; protein binding. The record is from RefSeq and is a predicted model, not a curated record. Lineage: Eukaryota; Fungi; Ascomycota; Dothideomycetes; Pleosporales; Pleosporaceae.
CAUGAUGUUGCAAUAUGUUUCACUGUGUACGAACAGUAUUUAAGGAUAUACAUUCCUGGUUGUACAUAUGUAGCAGGCGCAGAGUGAGUGCACCGGCUGGCAGCUGUUGAACGGCCCCGCCAUGUCUGAGGACGAAGUAACCAACAUCGACCAGAUCGAGCUGGCAUCACUCACCGACGAUUUCACUCGUGGUCAGGUGAAGAAGUUUGCUAGUACAGAUUUCGCAUCAAACAUAGAGUCGCUGCUAUCUCAGAUCCAAAACCCCUCUAUAAGGUCGAACAUUCGCGUCCAUGCAUCGAGCUUCGACGCGAUCAUGGAAUUGUCACAGCUACGGUGGAAUGCCUUCGCGCCUACUACAGGCCUUGCUCUACUAGGUGGCUUCCUUUAUACCGCAAUCCACUUAUCGGUGCGACAAGCAGAAGCGGAUGGACAUUCGAAAGCAUGCUUCGAGGCUGUUAUCGAGAAACUCCGGCGGUGCAACGAUCUAGGCACAGAAUUCUACUCUCGGUGUUCAGAUCCCGCUUUGCCUGAAAACUACAAGAAGGAACGACUCGAACAGGCAUACCGUUUGCUACUAUCCUUUACUAGCUCCAUCGUCAAGACCCUUGAACACGCUACCCCGCUAGUCUCUCUGGACGAUGCGCGAUGGGAUAACAUCGCCCAACACGAAACAAGCUGCACCAGAUACCUUGAGGAGUCAACCAUUUUCCUUUCCAAUGUACUGGACAAGGAGAAAGCCCACAAAGACGACCCAUCUCUGAACCAGGAACCGCCCGAUCGCGACCCUCCCGUACACGUUUUGCCGAAACGACUCGCCAGAUUCUUUGGUCGGGAUAAGGAGUUGAAGGAUAUUUCUGAAAGACUAAACAAACACAACAGUGUGACGCUUCGUGGUAUUGCUGGAGUUGGGAAGACAUCUGUGGCAUUGCAGUUUGCAUACCAAUCUCUGUCAGACUACAGAGUGAUCAUCUGGAUCAGGUGCGAACCUUCAGGUGAACUGGCCCAUUCAUGCCAGGAAGCGCUCCGCCGCCUUGGCGCGAUUGAUGAAGGCCAGAAGCAGGUCCCAGAGAUCAGAAAGAUCUGGCAAGCUUAUUUCGCCAAGUUAUCGUUCCGAUGGCUGGUGAUAUUCGACAAUGUGGUGGAAAAACGUGACGUCGAGCCGUUCUGGCCCCAGGGGCAUGGGAAGAUCCUAGUAACCACACAGAAGCGGGAUAUCGCCUUUCGAUUGACUGACUACGAGAUCGAAAUCAACCCUUUCGCUACUGAGGAAGGUAGAGACUGCAUCAUGGAUCUAUUGGCAUGGCCAGGAGGUGUCCCAGCGGACGCAGAAUCCGCCGCAAAACUGAACGAAGAACUCGGUGGUCUUCCACUCGGCAUAUUGCAAAUGACUUCAGUGAUACGAGAUCGAAAAUCGACCGUCCAAGACUUCCUGCGCUUGUACGAGAAGAACAAGGUUAGAUAUCACGCUAAAGAGACUGAGAUCGAAGGCAUUGCACCCAAAUCAGACCCAAGGAUAGCGACAAAUUGGCAACUCCCCUUCGAUCUCCUUGAAGAUGACCACAAGUCUUUGCUGGGUAUUCUCAGUCUACUUUCCGCUAGCACAAUACCAGAGACUCUUUUCAAACACUGGGACGAAUGUGAGGGUCGAUCUACUUCUGGGCUUCUGGACUUCUGUGAUGACGAAGACGACUUCAUGGAGGUUGAGGAAAAGUUAUUCAAGCUCUCUUUGGUGGACAAGGAUCCAGCUACAGCGAUGCUGAGCUUGCAUCGACUAGAGCAAUCUCAGUUUGAGAUCUAUAUGGACGCCCCGACCCGCCAAGUCGCUUUUGAUCGAGCAGCCAAGCUUCUUCACGACGUCUUUCCGAAAGAGCAUAUUGGUCAGCGGUUUACGGGCAAGUGGGACGACUGCAAUCUGUACAUCCAGCAUGCCAACGUACUUAACUCGCAUUAUCUCAAGGUCGACAAGAAAACCCCCAAGUACAAGGCAAGUCCAGAAUUUGCCAAGUUGAUGGCCUGGUGUUCCUGGUACCUGUUUGAGAUCGCGGAUUAUCCCAACUUCGAAGUAGCCCUCUGUGGUGGGAGAAAGGCAUGUAAAGAAGCCGGCACCGCAGCGUUCGAUGACUCAACAUGGGCGUUGUUGAAUUAUAACGCAGGCACAGUUGAAACUUCUCGAGGCAUGUUCAAGAAGGCUAAAGAGUCACUCGACGAAUCGUUGAAAGUGCGCAGAAAUCUCGACAACGACGAUGACGUUGCCGCAACACUGAACAACUUGGGUAUUCUCCAUAGUUCCAUGGGUGAGUUUGAUAUUGCUGAGCAGUACUUCACAGAAGCUCUGGCGAUACACGAAACCAGACACGACACAGAAGACCGUAAACUAUCUAUGACAAUGGUUAAGCAUAAUCUGCUGAGAACGACCAUCCAGAGCGGCAAGGAUCUACCAUCUGUAGAAGACGUUCAAAGUACGAUAGAUAUUUUCCAUACAACAAUAAGUUGGUGGAUGACCGGGCACUCCUAUCUUCCUCUCGGUAAUCUGUAUCUCCAGCUUGGAGAAUAUGAGAAGGCGACAAUAGCAUUCACCGCCGCGCGCGACAUCUUGAGUGCACCAGGCAGAGCCGCCUCGCAGCCUGCCACUGCGAUGACAAUCUAUAAACUCGGUCGCGUAGCAUAUGUGACACAAAAUCUGGACAAAGCUGCAGAUUACUUUCGAGAAUCUAUUAUGAUCUCACAAGAAUAUCCGCUUAUACCUGCUGAGGAGGCGCGAACUCAAUUCAUGCUUCUGAAGGCGUUGGACGAGGGCGCCAAUUCUAUUCGCCCGAAUGAGGAAGAAGAGGUUAGGCAGAGAUUCUCCACUCUUAUGAAAUUGUAUUAUGAUUCAGUUGAAGCAAGAGAUCCAGCGCCUGUAGUUGAGCUUGCACAACUCGAUGUCUGUAUCACCGCGAAGUAUCAGUAGGACACAGAAUGGAAAUUUGAAGAAAGAGUCCUUUCUCCAUACUUUUUCCUUGAUUUAACAUGAAACUCUCAAUCACCGCUGGUAGACAGUAGACGAAGGGAAGUCAAAAUCACGAUACAAUAUGUUCAAUCGCACCAGUCUAAGAAGA